UCCCCAGCAUCUCCACUAAGCUACCCACACGGCCACAUCGCUCUUCGCCCCUCGAUCUCAUCUCUCGACUCUCGUGCACGCCCACACCAGCCGGAGAGCUAGCAAAAAGGAAAAAGGGCAACACUUCCAAGUUCCAAGCACCAACCAUCGUCCCUCGUUCUUAUCCCCUCCUCGAUCGGUGGUUCUUUGCUGAUUGUGUGUCGAGUGCUCGAACACAAGGGAGCGCGCCAGGGAAGAAGAAGAGCUUGCAGCAAUGGCCUUGCAGCUGCAGUCCCCGUCGCCGCUGCUGCGCGCGGCGCCAGCGGCCGGGCCCGCGCUCCGGUCGGCGUUCUGCGCACCGCCGCUGUCGGUGCGGCUGCCGGGCAGGGCGACGUCCAUGGCGGCUUCAGCAUCGGCGGCGCGGAUCACGAUGCGCUUCGGCGGCGUCGCGUCGAAGCAGGCCUACAUCUGCCGGGACUGCGGGUACAUAUACAAGGACAGGACUCCGUUCGAGAAGCAGUCCGAUGAUUACUUCUGCCCUGUCUGUGCUGCUCCCAAGAGAAGAUUCAGGCCGUACGAUCCACCCGUGGCCAAGAACGCCAACGCCACCGACGCACGCAAGGCACGCAAGGAGCAGCUGAAGAAGGACGAAAGCGUGGGGAAAGCUUUGCCUAUCGGUAUUGCCGUUGGGAUCGUUGCACUCGCCGCCUUAUUCUUCUACCUGAACAGUGUCUAUUAGAUGAAGAGAAGAAAAGAAAGAAAAGGAAAAAUCGCCUGGUGUGCGGAAAAGAAAUAUUUAAGACUGUUUCUGCCGUACGUUUGCCUCUCUGUAUACGUAUGGUCAUAUAGAACGAAUAUAGAGUAUUGUUUUGUUGGUCCACAACUAGCCAUGCUGAAAUAUUGAAUGCCUACUAUAUUUUGACCUUUG
Molecule: messenger RNA, 907 nt
Organism: Brachypodium distachyon (stiff brome)
Lineage: Eukaryota; Viridiplantae; Streptophyta; Magnoliopsida; Poales; Poaceae
Exons: 4
Coding region: 254-718 (154 amino acids)
Molecular function (GO): iron ion binding
Source: RefSeq, a predicted model, not a curated record